Messenger RNA from Xyrichtys novacula (pearly razorfish), 10424 nucleotides. The record is from the annotation of a GenBank genome assembly. NCBI's taxonomy places the organism in Eukaryota, Metazoa, Chordata, Actinopteri, Labriformes, Labridae.
AUGAAGCUGAAGCCGAACCAGACCAGGACAUACGAUGGCGAGGGCUUCAAGAAAAGAGCAGCAUGUCUGUGCUUCAAGAAUGAACGCGAGGAAGAGGUAAGAUCUUCGGUUAUCUUUAAGUCAACAAUGUGAAAUAUACCGUAGAGUUGUGUUUCCCUGUGGCCUAGUCACCCUAAUGUCAUUCAAGCAGCGUAGGGGUUAUUAUGGGUAAAUUUGACAUUAAUCUUUAUAAAUGAAAGGCAGUAUCAGCUGUGAUUUGCCCUUCACGGUGAAGCCAUUUUCACGCUUUUUCUGUCUGAACCACGUUUUGAUUUGUGUCACUGCUGCUGCUGCUGCUGCUGCUGCUGUUGAUGCGCUUUGGGCCAUCCAGUUCAGGCUAGUUUGAGGGGCACGUAGAGAAAAAGACAGAACCGCUCGUUGUCAAUGUAACUUCAAUCGACAACACGCAAUUAACGGCGACGAACUUCAAAGUAAAACUAAUCCGACUGAAAAUACAUUCGAAACUGGCUUUAUAAUAAAGCGAAACUCUUAUUUUGAAGAGAAAAGCUGUUGUCUUCCGGUUGGCUUCUUGCUAGCUUUAAGGUCGUUUACAGCGGGAUCGAGGUGCUUUCUUGCAUAUUUCUUUACAAAGCACCGUCAACGUUGAUGUUUUUGUCGUGUGAGAAGAGAUUAAUGAAACAAAUUUUAGAUACGAACACGUUUAAUAUAUUUUUGGAUGUAGCAUCCAUGACCAAGCAGUGACCAUUCAUGAUAAUACUGCAUCCCGCCGGCCUUGAGCGGGCAGCUGCGUAGCAAUGAAGUGGAUGAGGAUUUAAAGGGACAUUCUCCGACUUUAUAAUGAAUCUGCAGGGACCGUCUCUUAUUGUUGGUGCAUCUUAGACUUCUCUUUGUGGUAUUAAAUACAGUGGAUUAACUCAAAAUGGUCUCAAACCUACUGCAUCCUUCAGUGAUAGUCCCACCUCACACUUUUGAAUCCAGUUAGAUAAAUAGAAAAAUAAAAGUCAAGACAAAAUUGACCACAUUUAGAUGCACAUGCGAACACAAAAAUAAAUAAAUGCAUUAAAGAGGACCAGAUAUGUAUGACAAACCAGGCAGCUAUAAACUCAUGCAGUUCUCUUUACAUCAGUCCAGUUUCUGGACUGAGUUCAGUUUCUUGCUUCUACAAGAACAAAAUCUACACCUUUCCCCCAUACUUUCCAUCAAAACUUAAGGUAUAGUAGGUGUAGUUUAAUAUGUUGAACUGGCAGCCUAAGUCUCUAUCAUAUUUAAGACUUUAAACAGUGUCUGGGUUACUCCUGAGUCAGUGAUCCAUGUAUUUAUGUCUGAUAAGUUACUGGUUUCCUCCUGGGUCUAAUAAUAACCGUGCUUCUAUUUUGCUGCUCAGCCAUAUUUAUGCCCAAACAUCAGGUCCAUAUCUCUUUUAUUGUGUCAUUUUCUUGCAGGUCUAAAUUAAGCCUCCUCUUUGAGCUUGGCAUAAACAAACUGUUACACAAUAUACUGUAAAAGCAGCCCAGUCUGGUGUCUCCGUCUAGCACAGAGAGCUCUGCCCAAGCCCCUCGGUGUUUGGCUCUACAACACAUAGAUAUGAUGCUUUAAGCAAACAAAAAAAAAGUGUAUCCCUUCACUUAUACAUGAGCAAACGUUAUGUCAUCCCGGUGCUCUUGCGUAAUUUUCUCAGAACUUGUUGUACUCACUCUGUGAUUCUUUGCUUUUAACUUGUAGUCGCAGGAAAGGACAGUCAGAAUAUUGUCACAACAAAAGUGUGUAGGUGUGACUUCAACCUCAGGAUUUUCAGGCUUUCACAGGCAUGUCUGCUCAUGUAAUUCUUGAGACAACUGAGCUCAAAACAGGAGAACCAAUCUGGGGGGGUUCUGAUUGAGAUAUUGGAUGCAAACAAUGGCCGUCUUCUGUUAAAGAAGCUUGAACCAUGGGGCAUUGUGUUAUCAAUACUGUCUUUAAUCACAUGCUUACACACACACAAUCAGUUUCCAGACACAUGACACCUAACUGUGGUGAAAUAAGAGCUAUACACGCUGCUGGACUGUUUUGUUUCGGGGAGGAGAGGAGAAAGCCGAGCUCUCAAGGCAAGGUGCUCCAUGACAGCGAUUAAACUUCUGACAGGGGAAAAAUAGGAGCCUGACAGAGACGCAGAGAGACGUCAGGGGGAGCUGAGUAGGUCACCUGAGUUAAACAGUGUAGGAACUGCUUGUGGCUCGUCUGCCAAGACAACCUCUGAAAUGGUAUAGCAUCGUAACAGUGCAGUGACAAGUUGCAGACUAGGAAUGAGGUCUGUUCAUUCAGAAAUUGAAUUCGGUUAAAAAUAAGUCAGUGAUCCUUAAUCAAUGCCUUUUUUUCUUGACUGUAAACAAUACUGAACUAUUCUUGAUGUACUCUGCUCUCGUAAGUGAACCCUAUCAAAUUAAAAGGUGAUAAUUGGUCAGUGAUGUGCCUCCAGCUUUAUGUGAACUGUUUCCAGUCUCAGUUUCUGCAUCCAAACUUUUAAUCGAAUCUGACAUGUAUUGUUUGUUCAGAUGAGACAUAAUGGAAAGCAUGUCAUGUGUUUGGUGGUGUCGAGGCCUCGCUAAAAUAAAUCUUAUAUAAUACCACAAGUUCAUGCAUCAUUAAGAGUGGGUGCGGGUGUCUCUUAUCGACUCGCAGUAAGCUCCACGCUUGUCAGAUUGUAACCCAGAGGCUUCAUAUUGAAGGCACUGCAGUAGAUUGUAAAUAAUGUUGUACUGGAAGUAGGAGGAGGCGGUUAUCAGUUUGAGUAGAUCCUCUAUCAUAAAGUCAGAAACGUGGGCGUUCGGCCUCUCUGUCUUUGCCUCUCCUGCUGUUUGCCUCUGCAUGAUCUGUUUAUGACUCCUCUCUUUAUUUGUUGAUGCCUGUGUUAUGCAGCGACUGUAUUACUGUCUUAGCACUAUUGAUUCCACCCCUGCACUUGUGCACUUGUGUGUCUGAGACUUUCCAUCAUUCUCUCUUCCUGACACUCGGCCUGACCUGGCAUUUGGAGCCUUCUUUAUUUGACAGCUACAGGCGUUCCUCCUUGGGGAGAAGGAGGAGGUGUUAAUGUCCUCCAGAAUAUCCCUGCAUGCUGUCCCUGCUUGAGACCAUGCCAAGGGGACUGGCUGUCAGAGCCUGUGUUAUUCUUCCAGUGCUAGUUUUGGUAGCUUAAAUUAAGAAAUUUACGUAAGAAUGAAUAUGACUGGCUUUUCCUUCUGUAAAUCUUUUUGUGUUUUUGUUUUUUUGGACAUUUGUUGCAGAAAUGAAGAAGAAUUGACUCUGAAAUUUGUCUGUAGUGUUUUUUUUGCAGAGAAGAUGUACGAUAUGUUUGCCCCAGAGUUUGCCGAACUCCUUUUUCACUCUCAGGGCCCCCCUGGCAAGCAGGUUGAGUUGCAAAACAUUAAAAUGUCACCAGGAAACACUAAAGUGUCCCUGUUGGAGGGGGGCUUCUCCUUCACCCUGCCCCUUUCCAAAUAUAAGUGGGUUUUCUGAGCUCAGAGUACAGCUGUCAGCUGACCAUUGACCCAUCUAUCACAAUGGUGUGAGUUAUGUUGUUUCUAGGCAAAGCUACGUUUUAUGUUUGUUCCAAGUGCAGGAAGAAGUUAAGGAGGAUCAGAAAAAUGGUGUUAAAUUCUGUGGUGGAGUCAGUACAUAAACCAGAGAUUAAAGCACAACUGGUGGCCACCAGGUGUUUAUAUUUAUAGAGAUUGAGCACCCUAAACCUGUCAUUUAACACCUCCAAGUACAAUACAUACAAAUACAGCCUACCACGCUACAGAAACAUGUUAAAAUGCCACUCAUCUAUUUAUCUAAAUCAAGGAUUUUACAUCAAACCGUUAAGAGAGGCAAAUACUGAUGAAGUUGGAUAUCAAUCUGAGAUUUUGCCAUAGGAAGGGAAGAAUGGUUGGUUACAGCUUAAUGGUGCCUGGUCAAAUAAACACACAGACAGCCAAAAAUAUAAGAUAAAUACUCAACAGUUAGGAGUAAUGGAUCAAUGCCUGGUAGGUAGAUAGAGGUACACGGCUGAAGUGUUGAUAGAAAGCUCCGAUUGUUGGUUUUAUGGUUGAACCCAAGUCUUUUAAAAAUACCCGAUAGAUAGACAGAGGUCACUGAAAUACCCGGUGUUAAGCUAGAGAUUAUGGACAACAAGAGGUAGAUAGAUGAUCGGUGCAUCAAGCUCAGAUUAAUAGAUGCCAGGCUGCUAGCCAAAAAAAAGUGGGUAAAUCCUUGUCUGAAAAAAGCUUCAUAACUGUGGUCAGUAAACAGGAACAGUUCUGAACAAAUGCUUGCUAACAUGUAGUCCACAUGGCUGUCCACUUUGUAAACUUGAAAAACUGGCUUUGCAGGUAAUUCCAUUGAUUUAGGAAAGAAAAAAGGAGUUGAAGAAACUUUUAGAGAGGUGAACAGAAGUCUGCAGCCUUGAUCGUGUCUCGAUGGUGAAUGUGUCUUUUGAUAAACUUGCAAAACUUAUAGGCAGCGCUGAACUCUGAGUGCUGCUGCUCCCUCUCAUGAACAUGCGUCUGUUUUCAUCUCAUAGCUGCAUGUGAAGUAACAAAAUCUUAAUUACAUACAGUUUGUAAUAUGUGGAUUCAGUGCUCAACAUUCCUGAAUCCAUUAAGGCACAACUAAAUGUAGCCUGUGCUUUAGUCUGAGGAGUUCCUGUGGCACAGCAACUGAAAGAUAAAAAUGGAACAACCAAAGCAAAAAACUGCUUCGUCCUCACUGCCCCGGAAGCUCUGCGGCUUUUGUUUUGUAUACAUCUCACACUGUUGGCUUAGGACACGUUGACACCAGUGAUCUCCCUUUAAGCCUCGCUGGCUGUAGCUCAACACAUGGGCAGACAGAGUCAGACAGCGAGGGUAGGGAGUAUGAGUUUUCUGAAAUAUGCACAUCACAAAGAAAUGUAUGAGAGUUUGUAUCCUCCUGGAAAAAAAAAAGCUGUGUGGUGGAAGGAAACCACAAAGUUGACUUUGGAUUUGGUUAAAUGAGGAUGAUCCAGACAAAGUAACAGCCUCUGCAUCCUUCAAAGUAAGACUGUUCUUUGAUUUUGAGGGUUGAAUUAAUAAACUCUGACUGAAGUUCACUCCCAGUCUGUUUGAAAUCACCUCAUUGCAAACUUUCCUCCUCAGACAGCUUACUCAAGCAGGUGAUGAGGUUCAACUUUGCACGUUUUUUUUUCACAGUUUGCACUCAACUGAGAAGACCUCAUGUUCUGCACAGGCACUUGUUGUACCUUUGGUGUCCCUGCAUCAAACACACGUCACUCACUGUACAAGCCAGCACCUGUCAUUUAACACUCAGAGGCGUUUUUUUUUUUUUUUAUAAACCUUUUCAAUUCCAGAAAAUUUCCCGAGCAUGCACCUGCCUAAUCCCAGUGUUUGACAAUCAUACUGUACCGCUCAGCUCCACAAAUGCAACCUCCUGUCCCUUCCUGCCCUUCAUCUUAACCUAUAUCUGUCUGGGAAUAAGCAGGUGGCUCAGCUAAGUGAACGUGGCACGUGAGAAAGAAGGGCAGCCGACAGGGCUCACUGUCAGUGCCCCAAGCAUGUGCCGACCAAUCGGUUUUUCCCCGGGCCUCCGUCUUUGAGUAGAUUCUGAAAAGGCCUCUGCUGGCGGUUGCAGCCAUAAUCCCAUUAGAGAGCGUAAGGGAAGAUAUAGGAAAGCAGAGUUAGGAUUAAGUGACAGACUGACUCCUUUGGCAGAUUACAGGUGAUCAGGUGGGCGGAUGUCGCCAUAUGUUGUACAAGCUGUUUAACAUGUGUGUGUCUGUCGUGAAUGCACAGAUUCCUUGAUUUGAGAGGGAGUCAGGAUCUUCUCUCUUUGCAGAAUCAACUAAAUUGGAAUAAAAUGCGUCAAAGUUUGCAGCAGGUGUGCAUAUGUCCAUAGAGGUUGCUAUAUAGACACAACCGGGAAACUGCAGACACAGGCACAUCUGAUCCUUGCAUAUCAGAGUACACUGCAACUGUAAGUGUAAUUCAAGCAAGACAGGCCACUCAGGAGAGCGCUGACAGAAAGUGAGCAGCUCAUGGGUGGUAUACAUUCAUUGUUUGCUGGGGUCAGGUUGUUUUGGAGCCGCAUCAACUCUGCCUGUAAUUGGGUUUCAUCAAGUCUCUCAAAAUACUUGAUAUAAAUAGAUACCGUGGAAGGCAGAUUACUGGUGUUGAUGGGUUAUUUAUGUACCAAAUAUACCAGAAUAAUAUUCAUGGAGCGUUGAGGGUGGGGGUAGAUUGAGAAUAUGUUAGCAACAACAGAGAAUAAAUAGCAGGAGCAGCACCCAUCAUCAAUCACAUCAUGUCGCUGCGAGCCAAGUCAAACAGGUCAAAGGUCCGGUCUCAUGUCAAGUCCUUGGUUUAAAUUUGUCAGACAAAGUCAAGGCCGUCAAUGAAGGAAAACACGUGAUGCAAAAAAUGAAUCUAGGGUGCGUCCACGGGUUGAUCCAUUAGAUUCACCUUUAAAACAAUGUCUUAAUGUUACAGAGGACUUUAAACCUGCAUUUUUCUUGUGCAGGUUCUGCUCGUAAGCAGCAGCCGGCACCCAGACCAGUGGAUCGUCCCUGGGGGUGGGAUGGAGCCAGAAGAGGAGCCAUGUGGGGCCGCAGUGCGAGAGGUGUUUGAAGAGGUGAGUAAAGCCAAGAAUUCAUCUCGUUUUUAAUUUCUCAGGAACAGAGUCUCCGUUCCAAGAAGACGUCACUCUGAGAGGUCGUGAUUGAACAUUUCAGACGGUCAACUGCAAAGUAAUACUUUUUUAACAUUCAACCUCUCCAUGAGCUAUGAAAAGCAGCAUGCAGAAAUAUUGCAGUUUAAAGCAACUGUGUGCUCUUAAAGCUUCUUAUCAUGUGGUGGUCAAAUCUAUUGGCCACUGAGAAUCAAAAGGCUGUUUUUGCUCUCAACUGCAGCUGUUACAGACAAUAAAACUAACAUUAAAGCUUCUGUGCGUAAUUUUAUACUGUUUAUACUGCAUUAUUGACUGAGAUUCAUGCUUUCUAUGACAUAAAAAAGCUAACAAAACCAUAGAUGAUAAUAUCGGGUAUUUUUAUGCUGUAAUUUUUAAUGCCUGAAAACGGUGCAAGGGGUUCAGUUUCAUCCAUGCAGCUGUACAAAACACCCCUUUUGUUAAAUGACACUUUUGAGCUCGCAGAGGACAAACCGAGUAAAGCCUGCUUUGCCUUUAGGGGACACCAAAAUUGAUGCAAAAGGGGUAACUGUUACAAGUUAAAAACACUCCUUAAAACUUUGAAGCCGUCAAAAAUUUAGUUUGAACUCCUAAAAAUGUAAAUGUGGUAUCAGAGUUGCCUGACUCAAUAAACUGUGUGAGUACAAGCAUUUAAUACUGUAUGAAAUCUUAGUCGAAACAGUUGGUUGUGCUGUUUAAAACAUUAAGACUGGGAAAAGUCUCAACUCAAUCUCAUCACCAUCUUUGCUACUGCAUACGACAUAUGAGACGAGCAGAAUUGUUUGGCCCUAACCAGUGUUUUUGAGUUGACUGAGAUAGAAUACCACUUGGACACAGAGGACACACUUAAGCGAUCAUUUUCCUGACUGGUUUGCAGAAUUUGCUGUGCAAUUUUUGUCAUUAAUACCUGAAUGUAAUCAUGCCCUGCUCAACCCUGAUACCAGAGAGGCUCUCAGAAACUUAAGUAAAAAUUAAACACUGUAUUUAAAAGUGGAUUUAAACCCUUUUACUGCCUGUAGAUUCUCUUUACUCUGUCCUGAAGGUCAGAAACAAGGAUGUUGGGGAUUUGGAUUUCACAGCUUUAGAGUAACAUGUCCAUACAGUUGAACAUUAAUUUAUGCAAUAUGGGAGUUGUAAUAUACUUGAUUCAGUGUGUUGCCCAGCCUCUCUUCUGAAGCAGCAGCUCAGGUGUUGAUCAUUAAAAUACAAAAAACUGCAGUUCUUCAAGUGUCCACUUGAGGCUGGCUCCAAAAGCCAAGAAAAGUCUCAUUAGGGUCCAUGUUAAAAUGUCAGUGAUAGAUUUGACAUAGAUUUCAUAUCAAAACUUAUAUUAAAGUCAUAUAAAAGUAAGUUUAUAUUAGCUUUAGGGUCAAAUAAUUCUGUGAUAUAGAUAUUACUGGUCAGUAUUAGUUCAGGGUCUGAUCAAGAAGAGAUCUACUGAGGACAUUACACCUGUGGUUACACUAUCUUGGCUAUAAGGUCAUUAUAAUAUUAGAAAUCCUGUAAAAUGUCUCAAGUACACAUCUGUGCGUCCUCAAGGCCGAAUAACUCCCAUAUCCUUGUCCAUUUCCAGUAAAUAAAAGAAAUGCAAUAACCAGAAGUGGAGUUCAUAGGUCAGUUGUCUGUGUGCUAUGGAUGAGAUUCUUAAAGGGCCACAGUUCUGGUAUAUGGGUGCCUGAGGUGUCCACUGGGAUUCCAGAGGUCCCUCUGGUUGGGAACCUUGUGGUCUGAGCCACGUCAGCGGUCUAAACUUGGCUGCUGGCUGGAUUCCUGUGCAUUCACACAUCUUGCAGUCCGGCUCGCUGGACACCUCAGUGGGACAGAGUGACACUUGUGAAGAGUGUGAACAGGGGGACUAGAGAAGGGAAAAGGACAGAUGUCAUAUGUCUUUACAAGUAAUAGGAUUCCUUUGAAGUGCAUCUGAAUCAAUGAAGCGACUGUUAAGUGUUAUGACAUUUCUGUUUUAGUACCUCCUAAUGGGAUGUGCGGGUGAGGAGACCUGCAAGAAAAGCUACUCUUAGAAUCACUGGAGGUCCAGGUGCAUAAUGACCUUAAGUCCUUUUUAAAGACUUAUCUCAUCCACCUGCUUUAGCACUGCACUGAACCAUACAAGAAUCAUUGUCCUCCUAACAAAAACAGUAAGUGCAGCUCGGCUGACAGUUUCUAAAAAAGAUCGGAGAAACCACAAAGAGCAAAAAACAACUCCAAAAAUACCCCCGUCUUAGCAGAAAUUUAUUCUGUCCUUGAGUUCUUGUGUUUUUGUUUGUGUUUCUGGGUAAUUGUUGGUUAAGCUUUUGGAUAUCAGAAUAAAGCCUGUGAGGUUACAGAGGGGUCCUGCACAUGGAGGCAGACCUGGAGUUCUUGAAAACCAUGAAAUGCUUCACUUGAUACUUAUUGUUUCGAUAAAGAAUGCAAGUUCUGGGUCUACCUUCAAUUUUCAAAUGUUUUCAUCCAGCAUUCAUCCUGAUGGAGACCACUGCUGCUUGUAAAAAUAGACCAAAAGGCUUCUGUCUGACACCUUUUUUCAUUCUUCACACAGGCUGGUGUAAAGGGCAAGCUAGGACGUCUGCUCGGUGUAUUUGAGGUAAGCUUUUACGGCUUCCACCAACUUGAGCUGCUAAUUUUACCUAUGUGUGAGCAUAAAUCAUCCUGUUUAAACCAUUUGUAAGCCACAUUCAUAUACUGAGUGAAUUUUUGUUAUAAAGCACAAAGAAAUAUAAAGCUAAACCUUUUCCUGUCACUCUGUUUUUUACUAAGAAAUUUCUUUCUCUCUGGUCUUUAAAGCAAAACCAGGAUAGGAAGCACCGGACGUACGUUUAUGUGCUGACCGUCACAGAGACACUGGAGGCCUGGGAAGACUCAGUCAACAUAGGUACAGUUCACCUUCACCUCGAUGCCACAGCUAACUCACACUUCACACUGUACUUACUGUCUCUUGUUAUUAAUGUGAAGGCCACUGUACUGAGGGUUACCAUAUGAGGUAUGCUGCGACAACAGGUAACCAUAAAUCUCGGCCUCUGACGUAAACUGCAGCAGUCCUUAGCUGUAAUAUAUCAGUCGCCUGGACACCUCUAAUCCUGCCUUAUUUGCUCUCCUCUUUCUUUUGAUUAUCUAUUACUUUACCUGUUACACUUAGAUUGCAAGAAAUCUAGCCUCGAUUCAUCAAGGAAUUUGGCUCAUGAGACUUUAGAGUACAAUCUGCUGGUUGUGAUAACCUCUUUUGAAAAGCAGGACUUCAGGAUUAUAUUUCCUAAUCACAUUUGGAAGCAGGAACUAUUUCUUUCUGUUGUAGAUAAAGCAAAACAUUUCAGCUAUUAAAUCUUUUAUGUAGAGUAAAAGAAGUAGUCGAGCUAUAAAGUUUUGUCAUUGUUUUGUUGGCAUUUUUGUUUACUGUGGGCCUCUUUACAAUUCUAUGAACUUCCAGAAAUGGUGUUAUGCAACGCCUUUAUUAUGAUACUUUAUGAGGCUCAGGUCAAACAAGAUUUAAAGGACCCUCUUUAUUCAUUCAUGGUGUUCUGUCUCCCUCUGCAGGCCGGAAAAGGGAGUGGUUUACCGUGGACGAGGCCAUCAAAGUGCUGCAGAGCCAUAAACCAGUCCAUGCAGAAUACCUCCGGAGACUCCAGCUCAGCUGCUCCCCAACCAAUGGGAACUCCAUCCUCCCCAGCCCCCCGCCCAAUGACAACUACCCCCAUUACAGCGCUACAGCCACCACGGCCUCGACAGGCAGUGUGUUGGGCACCUCCUGCAGAUAG